Messenger RNA from Salvia splendens (bonfire salvia), 2612 nucleotides. Its product is annotated as serine/arginine repetitive matrix protein 2. NCBI's taxonomy places the organism in Eukaryota, Viridiplantae, Streptophyta, Magnoliopsida, Lamiales, Lamiaceae. Gene Ontology annotation, cellular component: nucleus. The record is from RefSeq and is a predicted model, not a curated record. The transcript has 2 exons. The coding region runs from base 155 to 2449 and encodes 764 amino acids.
GGUCCCUUUUAUCUCCAACGCGAACCCUAACCCUACCGUUUCCCCACCAAUUAUCGGAAUCAAAUUCCUCUACAAAUAACCUUCCAAUCCAAUCCAAUCCAAUCCAUUUUACAUCUCUAACAAUUCACAGAUUCAUUCUAUUAUAAUUUGAAAAAUGUAUAACGGAAUAGGGCUCCAGACCCCUCGGGGAUCCGGAACCAAUGGCCACAUCCAGUCCAACAAGUUCUUCGUCCGCCCCAACACUAACAAGGUCGUCACCAACGGCUUUCAAUCGGAUCAAGGAAUGGCCGGCGUCACCCGGAAAGCCAACAAGGACAUCUUGGAGCACGAUCGGAAGCGCCAGAUUGAGCUCAAGCUCAUCGUCUUGGAGGAUAAGCUCACCGAUCAGGGUUAUACAGAUGCCGAGAUCGCCGAGAAGCUCGAUCAGGCCAGGGAGGCUCUCGAAGCCAAGGAUAACAAUGAUGCUGCGGGAGGAAAUAAAUCGCGUUUAUCGGAUAAGGUAUCGGUGACACAGACUCAUCAAAUAGCUGCAUUGAAGGAAAGGCAGAUGGAAAAUCUGAAGGCUGCACUUGGAAUUGAAUCCGCUUCUGAGAAAGAAAAGAAGCGCAGGGAUGCCGAGGCCCUAAAUUUCAAGGAGAUUCUUGAUGAGGGUGAAAUACUGGAUACGGAUACUGUAGCAACACAAAAAGUUGGGAAGAAAAAUAAAUCUGGUAGGAAUAAAAAAAAGAGGGAUAAAAAUUCGGAUAGCAGUGAGGGUUCUGAUGCUGAUGUUAGGAAGUUUACGGGGAAGUCAUCUGGGAAGCAGAAGAGAGUUUCUAGGCAUGACAGUAGUUCAUCUGGUUCAGAUUCACAGUCUGAUUCCGAUUCUGAGUCUUAUCACGAUAAGAAAAACAUUAGGGCUCGUGGACGCCAUGAUUCUGAUUCUGAUGACAGCCAACACUCCCUGGGGAGAGGCAUGAAAAAGCUGAAGAAGUCUUCAAAGGGCAAGCGCCGUGAUUCUGAUGAUGACUACAGCUCCCCUGGAAGUCCUCAGAGGAGAAAGCAAAGUGAAAAGAAGUCUUCAAACAGCAAACACCAUGAAUCUCACUGUUCUGAUGAGAGCCCUGACAGGAGAAAGCAAGAGCUAAAGAAGCAUAUGCUUCUGUCUAAGAGUAAGCGGCAUGGUUAUGAUGAUAACAGAGCCUGUGAGAGUCCAGAGAGGAGAAAGCUAGAAGAAAAGAAGCCAUCAAAGAGCAUGCUGUUGUCGAAGCACAAGCGACAUGAGAGUCCUGAGAGGAGAAAGCAAGAGCUAAAGAAGUCUUCAAACAGCAGGCGGCAUGAUUCCGAUGAUGAUUACAGCUCUGGGGAGAUCCCUGAGAGGAGAAAGCAAGAGUUAAAGAAGCCAUCUAAGAGCAAGCGAUAUGAUUCUGAUGAUGGCUACAGCUCCCGGGAGAGCCUUGAGAGAAGAAAGAAAGAGCAAAAGAAGCCUUUAAAGAGCCCACGACUUGACUCUGAUGACUACUACAACUCUGGCGAGGUCCCUGAUAGGAGGAAGCUAGAGCUAAAGAAGCCAUCAAGCAGCAAGCGACACGAUUCCGAUGAAAAGUUCAGUCCUAAGAGAGGAAAACAGGAUCAUGACAGUAGAAGUCAUCAUAAGGGAGCUCAGAAGGAUGGAGAAUCUGACUUGGAUGAUAAACAUGAUCCUCGUGAAAGCUUCAAGAGUAGGAGACAGAGGGGUUAUGAGAUGAGCAGGCAACAUGAUGAUUCGGAUGAUAAGUUGGAGAAAGGUGUGAGAAGCGGAACUGAGAAGGUGAUUCCAUUACCUGAUAGUCCGAAGCACAGUCAUUAUGAUAUUAGUAGGAAACCCACGAGCGAGAUACAAGAUAAAUUUGGUGAUAGGUAUGUUCAAGGAAGCGACAGUGACAGAGAAGAUAAAAUUGGUGAUGGGUAUGGUCAAGGAAUCGACAUUGACACACAAGUUAAAAUUGUCGACAGGUAUGGUCAAGGAAGUGACAUUGAUUCUGAUGAAGCACCCAAAAGGGGAAGGGGAAGGGGACGACAUGAUAGAGAUAAUGAUUUAAGUUCUGGUCGUGGUAGACUAGAUAGAAACAGUACGAGGGAUGAUCACUAUAAGACUGGUGAAAGAAGCAGAGGUAAUGCUAGGAAUCAAGAAAGAGGGGAUGCUGAAGGUGGCUUUGGAAAAAGGCAUGAAAGAGAGAGAGGGGAUGAUAAAGAUCGCCAUGGAAGAGAGCAUGAAAGAGAGAGAGGUGAUGGUGGAGAUCGCGAUGUUAGACGUGAUGGAGAUAGAGAGCCAUACAAGAGAGAUCGUGAGCAUCAACGAGAAGAGGAGCACACAAGUAAGAAAGACGAGAGAGGUGGGGAACACAUUUCGAAGAGGGCUAGGUAUGAUAGUGGAAGGACAUACACUGAGGAGGACAGGAUUGAUGAUAGGCGGUCCAGGCGCCGGUGAUAAACUAAUGGGGGGAGUGCUGCUUUCUUCAAGUUUGGUGAUUGUAAGUUGUCUUGCAUUAAGUGCAUAGUUGUUUGUCAUACCUGAUUUUGCAGUGUGAUAUGCGCUUUGCCAAUGUAUAUGAUGUUGGUAUAAUGGUAUGGUAUUGCAAUAUUUAUUCUCA